Molecule: messenger RNA, 865 nt
Organism: Sinocyclocheilus rhinocerous
Lineage: Eukaryota; Metazoa; Chordata; Actinopteri; Cypriniformes; Cyprinidae
Product: caspase-8-like
Exons: 3
Coding region: 1-630 (209 amino acids)
Biological process (GO): proteolysis
Molecular function (GO): cysteine-type endopeptidase activity
Source: RefSeq, a predicted model, not a curated record
AUGGAGCAUCUUGAAAAAGUUUUCCGCUGGCUGGGGUUUGAGGUGGUGGCGCACAGAAAUAAAACUGCGGCUGAAAUGAAGAAUCUCCUCAAGGACGUGGGGAAGACAGUAGAUGGAGACUGCUUUGUAUGCUGCAUCCUCUCCCAUGGCUUAAAGGAAGGGGUCUAUGGAACCGAUGGAGCUGUUAUUUCUGUUGAUGAAAUACGAGAGCCUUUCAAUGGCAAUAACUGCCAGAGGCUAGUCGGCAAGCCCAAGAUGUUUUUCAUACAGGCAUGUCGUGGGAAAAGAAAUCAAGAUCAUGUGCUAGUCCAAGCGGAUUCUUCAGAAGAUGGAGAGUCAGAGAUGGAGGUGGAUGGUGAUGAUUUUGAUAUCACAAUCCCGGCUGACACGGAUUUCCUCAUUGCCAGGUCAGCCACUGAUGGUCACCUUUCUUAUAGAAGGCCAGAAGAGGGCUCCUGGUUUAUUCAGUCACUUUGCCGAAACCUAGAGCAACAUUGUCCACUGGGUACAGACAUCCAGACAGUCCUGCUUUGUGUGAAUAAUGAGGUUAGCAGUCAGGGAUUCAAGUGCAAACAGAUGCCCGUCCAUGAAGUCGCCAUGAGGAAGAAACUGGUCCUGCUGCCACCAUGAACCACUGCAAGCUCCUGCAGUGUACAGCAUGGCUUCAUCAUGGUUUUAUAGGAUAAUUUUUAGGAUAAAGGGAAUCUUUACUCUUACAUUCCUGCAUCUUUGUUGAUGUUCUUCAAGGGAAGUUUUUUUGUUUUUAAAUCUGGACCGGGACUGUUUACUUCAAGGGAAUCAUGAGCCAUUUGAGAUUUGUUUUUCAAGUUUUCUAAGUAACUUUUUGAUAAAAAUAAUUACUGCA